Sebastes umbrosus (honeycomb rockfish) is the source of this 3506-nucleotide messenger RNA. RefSeq names its product TraB domain containing 2A (gene trabd2a). Gene Ontology annotation, biological process: negative regulation of Wnt signaling pathway. The record is from RefSeq and is a predicted model, not a curated record. Gene Ontology annotation, molecular function: metalloendopeptidase activity. Lineage: Eukaryota; Metazoa; Chordata; Actinopteri; Perciformes; Sebastidae. The transcript is spliced from 7 exons. The coding region runs from base 573 to 2126 and encodes 517 amino acids. Gene Ontology annotation, cellular component: membrane.
AGAGAGAGAGAGAGAGAGAGAGAGAGAGAGAGAGAGAGAGCAGCAGAUCCAAACAGACGGAGCAUGUGGGUAGAGAGGUUUUAAAGUGCAACUCGGCGCAGUUUGCUCAUUCACAUCAUCUCCACCAACCAAACAACUACAAAUCUUUUUUUUUUUUUUUCUUACUCUGUUUUGGCUGGAGGUGCAGACUUUUUCAAACUUUUGGAUAAAGUGUGCGCAAACUUUUUUUUUUGCAAAAACAAGAAGGCAAUGUAGACCGGCAGUGAGUUGGGUAAUGUGACCCUGCGUAAACUCCAAAUGACCACCUCUCUCUCUCUCUAUCUCUCUAUCUCCCUCAAACACACGUGAAUCAGCAGUAAGUAGUGCGUCCAUGUCUGCGUCCGUGUCUCCAGCCAGCAUGACUCUAUCCGGCGGUGUGUCGGAUACUUGUCAGCUCACUUUACGCGACCGCAUGGAGCCGGAGCUGUGGAAGUGAGACUACUACUUCAUCCAUGCGCACACUGGAGGAAUAGUUUGGUGCAACACGUUGCGAAGCGAACACACUAAGCAGCUAUAGACCAGAGAGAGCUGCGAUGAUGCGGGGCACUUUGGGCGCAUUCAUUCAGUCCUGUGUGCUGCUGCUGGUCCGAGCAGACCACUGGAGGCUGAAGGACUCCGACGACUGCGAGCUCAACAAGAAACAAACUGACCUAAACUCCUUCCUGUGGACGAUCAAACGGGACCCUCCCUCGUAUUUCUAUGGUACAAUCCACGUUCCCUACACGCGCGUUUGGGACUUCAUCCCCGAAAACUCCAAGCAGGCCUUCCAGGAGAGCAGCAUCGUCUACUUUGAGCUGGACCUGACGGACCCGUACACCAUCUCGGCCCUGACCAGUUGCCAGCUGCUCCCUCAGGGCGAGAACCUGCAGGACGUCCUGCCCAGAGACAUCUAUCGGAGACUCAAAAGACACCUCGAGUAUGUGAAACUCAUGAUGCCCUCGUGGAUGACCCCGGAUCAGAGGGGGAAGGGGCUCUACGCCGACUACCUCUUCAACGCCAUCGCCGGAAACUGGGAGAGGAAGCGGCCCGUUUGGGUGAUGCUGAUGGUGAAUUCGUUAACCGAGGCGGACAUUAAGACGCGAGGGGUGCCGGUGCUGGACUUGUACCUGGCCCAGGAGGCGGAGAGGAUGAGGAAGAGGACGGGGGCGGUCGAGAAGGUGGAGGAGCAGUGCCAUCCGCUCAACGGGCUCAACUUCUCCCAGGUGAUCUUCGCCCUGAACCAGACGUUAUUACAGCAGGAGUCUUUAAGGGCAGGAAGCCUACAGGUCCCAUACACCACCGAAGACCUCAUCAGACACUACAACUGUGGAGAUCUCAACUCCAUCAUCUUCAAUCAUGACACCUCACAGGUCCCUAACUUCAACAAUGUGACGCUGCCACCCAGCGAGCAGGUGACCGCCCAGGAAAUAGACAGCUACUUUCGACAGGAACUCAUCUACAAGAGGAAUGAGAGGAUGGGAAAGAGGGUCAAGGCACUGCUAGAGGAGCACCCUGACAAGAGCUUCUUCUUCGCCUUCGGAGCAGGUCACUUUCUGGGCAACAACACAGUCAUUGAUGUGCUCCGUCGCCAGGGAUACGAGGUGGAGCACACCCCUGCUGGGCAGCCCGUAAACAGGAGAUCAUCAUCCAGGCCUGACUCGCCAGGGUCAGAAGACCACCACGACGAGCCCCCUCUUCUCGAGCCUUUCCUCCACGAGCUCCCGCACAAAGAGGACGAGCACGGGCGUCCCCUGGAGGACGAUCUGCUACCCCACAUGCUUCUGCCACCGGAUAGCCUAGAGCUGCUGGAGAAAGCAGAGAGGAGAAUGCUGAAGAAAAAGAGGAGGAACAAGCAGAAGAAACAGCGGCACCGGCAUUUCAACGACCUCUGGGUUCGCAUCGAGGAGAGCACUAUGGUCCAGUCUCCACCUCCCCCGUUGGUUCGCAUCAUCAACGGUUACAUCACAGUGCAGCCACCCGACAGAGUCCACAGCCACUACCAUCACAUAUCUUCGGCAUGGACCGCCUCAUCGCCCUCACCAUCUUUACUGAUCUUCCUCUGCACAUUGCUCACAGUAAUCCCACAGACGUGGACUGCGCUCCUCUAGUAGAGCAUUAGUUGGGACUCUAUAAAGACAGCCGGCCUUCAUGAGCACAAACUCUCACAUGGUGGUUUCAUGUAUCGGCUCAUGUAAAGCGAGGUCUGAUCGUUGCGUCGUAAGACCUAGAGGAGGCUGCGAAAGACUGUGUGAUGAAUCUCGAUGCAAAAAAAGCACAGAGAAAGGAUAUGAAAUCAACCUCUAGCUGUCAGGUAACAGUACACUCCAUGGAUGUUAGGUUAGAUAAAGGUUGUGUUGAAUGGUAAAAUCAUGUCAAUAGAGCAUGUCUCUUACAAACUGAGGCCUUAAUGAGCAUGUAAGUUCAUAAUAAGGUUUCUUGGAACUUAAACGUUUCACGAGGUUUCAGUUAUUUUUACACACAUACACACAAAGCAGGAGCGAGUACACGGAACACAGCAGGAAAGAAGAGGGAAAGCGAACAAAAGGAAGUGUUAUCUGACAACUCUCUGACAUUACACAACAUGUCAGUUCUCAGUAGACACUCAUCAUUCAAACCUCACUGAAGUGACUGUUCAGUGAAUGAACACAAGAACAUCACCAAAACUAUUGCUGAAUAUUAAAUACCUUCAAUACGUACAACUGGAACCAUAUGUCCUUCGUGUGUGUGAGUGUGUGUGCGUGAGUGAGUGUGUGUGUGAGAGAGGCAAAACGAAGUCUAUCAGCUCUUAACCCCCCCCGGCCUUACAAACAGACUUUAAUUUAUUCUUCCAUUUUAGAAGAAUUUUGCAUAAAAUCCUACUGUGGUGGGGGGGGAAAUUGUACAUAUUGUUUUUAAUAUUAUAGAUGUAUUUUAGAAUUAUAAAAAAAAAAUGAAAAUUAUCAAAAGUUUUGUUGUUGUUUAUAUAAAUAUAUAAAUAGAUAUGCAGUAUAUUUUUGAAACGAAAAAAUCAGGAACUAACCACCAUAGCCCGUGUCGUCUGUCUCUCUGAAAUGAAAUCUUCGGAAGGGACACAUGAUCGUAUUGUACUUUAUGUAUCAGUGUUAUCACUUGCUUCGCUGUAUGUGUCUGCUGAAAGGAUUCACGUUGUGUGUGCGUUUUUGUUUUUUGUCACAUAGAGAUAAUUUGUUUAAUUUAUUUAACUACUAUAGUUUUUCUGUAGGCCAUAUGAAACAUUCCCUAUGUGUUUUUUUUUCAUAUUUUUUUUGCUUUCACUAUGAUGUCCAAAUGUGUUAUUUCCAAUGUUUUCAAGUAUAAUUUCAAAUGCAUUAUGAUGGUAAUAAUAAUAAUUCAGUUUAUAUAAAUACAUGAAGCUGUCUACACAGAUAGACCUCAUACAGCAUAGUGCUUUAGGUCUUUCACAUUUCACUUAUGGCAUGAGAUGAUUGUAGUAGUAUUACCAUGACAACAAUAAAAUAUUUAUCUAGAUU